CUUCUGUUUUCAUUGUUUUCCGCUACCUAUAUUAGUGGUAUAAACAAAGAAAUGAAUAGUGUAUUAUUUCUUGCAGAAGAAGAAAAAAAGUAAAUAAACCGAACUCGGGUGGGAUUUCUUGGUUUGCCGGACGUCCGAAAAGAGGAAAAAACUAGGUAAAACUUUACUACCUACAGAAAAUGUCGGACAUUCAUUAGUAUCGAUGAUACCGCAUAAGUGCAGUUGGAGUUUCAUAUAUUCAAGUGAUUUUAAGCCGCUUAAAGUUAUGUGUUGGUGAAGUGCCGUAUUUUUUGGUUAUCUGAUAUAUUCAUCGGGAGAUCGGUUGUUUUUCGUACGAUAUCGAGGAUGGAAAUUACACCGGUACAGUUUCUUCAGCAUGGCGUGGUUCUGCUGUUGUACUUCGGUUAUGUACUUUCCCAACAAACCACAGAAAUAGUACCAUUAGAAGGGCCGGACGAAAAUUUCAUCGAUAGAGGUCAAGAUGGAAGUUACCGUUUUGGGUACAAAAAUUUAGACACUGGAGCACAUUACCACACGGCUGCUGGUUCCAGAGAUAAUACUGUUUCUGGCAGAUACGGUUUCAGAGAUCCAACCAGUCGUCGUAUAACCCAAACCACAUAUACGGCAGGUGACCGAGGUUUCCGUGCUCGAGGUCCAGACAUAGCUCGUCAAAUGGACUUAUCCCAAACAAAAAUCCCGUAUAAUCCUCCGGUGCCUCCAAAUUCGCCGAAUUAUCAACCAUCCUACGACACGUACUUCGAUCCGAACGAAGACCCUAGUUACAAAUUUAAUUUCAAAACACCGACUUAUACGAGAGGUGAAGCCGCCGAUUCGAAAGGAACCGUAAACGGUGCAUUCUCUUUCGUCGACGAUGUCGGUAAAAGACACGAUGUCCAGUAUGAAGCCGGCUCCAAGGUAGGAUUUCACGUAAAAACGCCGUUUCCCGAUUCCGAUCCUUUUGGCGGUAUCUUCUAUCAAGGUCCCAAUAAACCUGGGUCCCCUCCCAGAGGACACAUCGCUAUUGUUCGAAGUAACGACGGAGGUUAUAAAUUCACUUCUUCUGGACCGGAUCAGCAACGUACCGAAGUAAGCGAUUCGGCCAACCGAGUCAGAGGCUCGUAUACGUAUAUCGACGAUAAAGGGGUUCAACGAACAGUGCAAUACAUCGCCGGACCAAAUAUAGGUUACAAAGUAAUAAGGAAAGGAGCUGGACCAAUUUAUUCGUCCGUUUACCCAUAUACCAGUCCAGAAUUCAUUAACCCGACAUUAAACGAUAACGUCUUACCUAAUAUCAACACAUUACCAUCGUCAACAGUGCCGCCAUCGUUUGGUUCGGAUUUAUUUGAACCUCCGGCCAAUAACUUCGAUUCGUCGAAACCGGACGACGGUGGUUCGAAUUUAUUCGGAAAUUCCAACGAUUUUUUAGGCCCGAACGAUAAACCGAAUUUGAAUCCUUUUUCCACCUCCACUUUCGCACCAGAUUUACCUACCGAAAAACCAAAUUACUCUUACGGAGGUCAACAACCUCAAAAACCAUAUUAUCAAAGCUACAAACCACCGAAACCAACCGACGAUUAUUACAACUCCGGGGGUAGUAAUUCUUACCAACCUUCUUACGGUUCACAGAACCUCAAACCAUUCCAGGAUGAUUUGUUUGGCGAUAAUAAACCAAGCGGUGGUGGGGAUGGAGGAGGCGGCGGCGGAGGCUAUGACAGUUCAGGAAACGAUGGCGGUUAUGGCAGUAGACCAUUUUCCGGAUCGAGUGGAUAUGGACCAGUUAGAAAGCCAUCGAAUGCUUACAUUUAUCCCAAACCAGAUAAAGCUUUUAAUGAAGAACCAACACGAGACUAUUCUUCAGCCAAUGACAAUAGGUAUUCCGGAUCGAGUAAGAAUUUCCUAGGUUUACCUCCGGGUUUUGCUGUCAGAGCUCAUGUACAGUCUUUAGAUAUUUUGCCAUAUGGGUCGAAAAUUCCCCCUCCUGAUGAAGCUCUGCAGAGACAUUUAUUCGAAGAACAACAUCGUAGCAGGUGAUGGUUUUUUUUUAUGAAAUGUGCCUUUUUUUCUCAUCAACUAGUCUAUUUUGUAUCGAUUUUAAAAUUCUCUGAAUGAGUAUGGGGAAUGAUUUAAUAUUAGACUUAUUUUUAAAAUACCUAUAAGAUUAAUUAAGUGACAACUUGAAUGAUUUUUUACGAUAAAUUUGCAAAUUUGGAAAGCCACAAAUAGAUUUUAAAAAUACCUAGUGCAUUGUAAAAAAUGAUCGGGAAAAUGAACAAUAAUUUUAUUACAUGAGAUAUUUACUCAGAACAAAAAUUUAAAAAUUUAUUCAGGAGUGUCUAAAUUUCUUUGAAGGAUUUACCAUUUUUCUUCUUUAAUUUUUUUUACCGACUUUGAGCAUUAUCAACUAAAAUUUCAAUCUUCCUAGGAAGAAAUACUGUCAUGAUAAAGUGUAGACCAUACGAACAGAGCUAAACGUUUUUUCAACGUACAAUCCAUUUUAUUAUUUUGUAAAUUUUAAGAGUGCGUCAUUAGUACCUAUUAUAUGCUUACCUACUUAUUUGAAUUUUUUUGUAAUAAAUUUAUUUCACGAGUGUC
Planococcus citri (citrus mealybug) is the source of this 2592-nucleotide messenger RNA. It is a transcript of the gene Cpr73D, whose product is annotated as Cuticular protein 73D. Gene Ontology annotation, molecular function: structural constituent of chitin-based larval cuticle. Bases 346 to 2031 code for a protein of 561 amino acids. NCBI's taxonomy places the organism in Eukaryota, Metazoa, Arthropoda, Insecta, Hemiptera, Pseudococcidae. Gene Ontology annotation, cellular component: chitin-based extracellular matrix. The transcript has 3 exons. The record is from RefSeq and is a predicted model, not a curated record.